GUGAUGGUUCUCCUGUCACUUUGGUUGAUAGCAGCCGCUCUGGUACAGGUUAGGACUUCAGCUGAUGGACAAGCUGGUAAUGAAGAAAUGGUGCAAAUAGACUCGCCAGUAAAGAGAAAGAAAGAGUAUGAGCUGGUGACUCCAGUCAGUACAAAUCAAGAAGGACACUAUCUCUCCCAUAUUCUUUCUGCAAACCACAAAAAGAGAUCAACGAGGGACGUGUCUUCCAACUCUGAGCAAUUGUUCUUUAACAUCACAGCGUUUGGAAGAGAUUUUCAUCUGCGACUAAAGCCCAACACCCAGCUCAUAGCUCCUGGCGCUGUUGUGGAAUGGCAUGAAACAUCUCCAGUGCCCGGGAGUACAUCCAGCCCUGUUAAUGAUCAUCAACCAGGAAGUGCUUCUGAGAGAAUCUGGAAAACAGAGCCUUUGCAGACUAACUGUGCUUACGUUGGUGACAUCAUGGACAUUCCAGGAACCGCUGUUGCCAUUAACAACUGUGAUGGUCUGGCUGGCAUGAUAAAAAGUGAUGAUGACGAGUAUUUCAUUGAACCCUUGGAGAGAGGGAAACAGAUGGAGGAAGAAAAAGGCAGGAUGCACAUUGUCUACAAGAGAUCAGCAGUGGAGCGGGCUCCUGUACACAUGCCCAGCGACUUCUACCACAGAGAGUCCGAUCUGGGAGGCCUUGACGAUCUAGGCACUGGUUACCGCAACAUCGACCGGCAGCUGAACAAAACAAUUAGACGUCGCAGACAUGCAGAAGAAAACGAUUACAACAUUGAGGUGCUGCUGGGAGUGGAUGACUCUGUGGUCCGUUUCCAUGGCAAAGAGCACGUCCAAAACUACCUCCUCACCCUGAUGAACAUUGUGAAUGAGAUUUACCACGACGAAUCCCUCGGCGUGCACAUCAAUGUGGUCCUGGUGCGCAUGAUCAUGCUGGGCUACGCGAAGUCCAUCAGCCUCAUAGAACGCGGAAACCCGUCCAGGAGCCUGGAGAACGUGUGCCGCUGGGCUUGCCAGCAACAGAAACCUGAUCCCAACCACUCUGAACACCAUGAUCAUGCAAUUUUCUUAACCAGGCAAGAUUUUGGACCUGCUGGAAUGCAAGGAUAUGCUCCAGUCACAGGCAUGUGUCAUCCAGUGAGAAGCUGUACCCUGAAUCACGAGGAUGGUUUCUCAUCUGCUUUUGUAGUAGCCCAUGAAACUGGCCAUGUGCUGGGCAUGGAGCACGAUGGACAAGGCAACAGGUGCGGCGAGGAAACCGCUCUGGGAAGUGUCAUGGCCCCCCUGGUGCAAGCAGCAUUUCACCGUUACCACUGGUCCCGAUGCAGCGGCCAAGAGCUGAAAAGAUACAUUCAUUCCUAUGACUGUCUCCUUGAUGACCCUUUUGAACAUGAUUGGCCCAAACUCCCAGAACUUCCUGGAAUCAAUUAUUCUAUGGAUGAGCAAUGUCGUUUCGACUUCGGAGUUGGUUAUAAAAUGUGCACUGCGUUCCGAACCUUUGACCCAUGCAAACAGCUGUGGUGCAGCCAUCCUGACAACCCCUACUUCUGUAAGACUAAAAAGGGGCCCCCACUUGAUGGGACUGAAUGUGCUGCUGGAAAAUGGUGCUAUAAGGGCCAUUGCAUGUGGAAGAAUGCGAAUCAACAAAAGCAAGAUGGCAACUGGGGGUCAUGGACCAAAUUCGGCUCCUGUUCCCGGACGUGUGGAACGGGCGUUCGUUUCAGAACACGCCAGUGCAAUAAUCCAAUGCCCAUCAAUGGUGGCCAGGAUUGUCCAGGUGUUAAUUUUGAGUACCAGCUUUGUAAUACAGAAGAAUGCCAAAAACACUUUGAGGACUUCAGAGCACAGCAGUGCCAGCAGCGUAACUCCCACUUUGAAUACCAGCACAGCAAACACCACUGGAUGCCAUACGAACAUCCCGAGUCCAAGAAGAGGUGCCACCUCUACUGCCAAUCCAAAGAGACAGGCGACGUCGCAUACAUGAAACAGCUGGUGCACGACGGAACGCGCUGCUCUUACAGAGACCCGUACAGCAUCUGUGUGCGCGGAGAGUGCGUGAAAGUGGGCUGCGAUAAAGAAAUCGGCUCUAACAAGGUUGAGGACAAGUGCGGUGUCUGUGGAGGAGAUAACUCCCAUUGUCGAACUGUGAAGGGGACCUUCACCAGAACUCCCAGGAAGCUUGGGUACCUUAAGAUGUUUGAUAUCCCCCCUGGUGCCAGGCAUGUGUUAAUCCAAGAAGACGAGGCUUCUCCUCAUAUUCUUGCUAUUAAGAACCAGGCUACAGGCCACUAUAUUUUAAAUGGCAAAGGGGAAGAAGCCAAGUCACGGACCUUCAUUGACCUUGGUGUGGAAUGGGAUUAUAACAUUGAAGAUGACAUUGAAACUCUUCACACUGAUGGACCUCUACAUGAUCCUGUUAUUGUUUUGAUUAUACCUCAGGAGAACGACACCCGCUCUAGCCUGACAUAUAAGUACAUCAUCCACGAAGACUCCGCACCUACGAUCAACAACAACAAUGUCAUCCAGGAAGAAUUAGACACUUUUGAGUGGGCUUUGAAGAGCUGGUCUCAGUGCUCCAAACCCUGUGGUGGAGGUUUCCAGUACACUAAAUAUGGAUGCCGUAGGAAAAGUGAUAAUAAAAUGGUUCAUCGCAGCUUCUGUGAAGUCAACAAAAAGCCAAAACCCAUUAGAAGAAUGUGCAACAUUCAUGAGUGCACACACCCACUCUGGGCAGCGGAAGAGUGGGAGCACUGCACCAAAACCUGUGGGAGUUCCGGCUACCAGCUGCGCGCUGUGCGCUGCCUCCAGCCUCUCCAUGAUGGUACCAACCGCUCUGUGCACAGCAAGUACUGCGUGGGUGACCGUCCCGAGAGCCGCCGGCCAUGUAACAGAGUGCCCUGCCCAGCCCAGUGGAAGACGGGGCCCUGGAGUGAGUGCUCCGCCACCUGCGGUGAUGGGACAGAGGUGAGGCAGGUCCUCUGCAGGGCCGGAGACCACUGCGAUGGGGAGAAGCCUGAGGCCGUCAGAGCUUGUCAGCUGCCUCCCUGCAAUGAUGAGCCAUGUUUGGGAGAUAAAUCCAUAUUCUGCCAAAUGGAGGUGCUGGCGCGAUACUGCUCCAUACCAGGCUACAACAAGCUGUGCUGUGAGUCCUGUAGUAAGCGCAGUAGCACCCUGCCACCACCAUUCCUUCCUGAAGCUGCUGAAACUCAGGAUGAUGUCAUCUUUAACCCCGGUGACCUCGACCUCACUGGAUCUCUAGUGAUGCCUACAUCUUUGGUUUCGUACUAUUCAGAGACUCCUGCUGUGAGGAAGAAAUCUUUGAGUAGGAUCUCUUCAGGGGGAGGUCCAAACGCACAUGCUGCUUUCAGGCCGAACGGUAAGCCUGAUGGUGCUAACUUACCCCAGCGGAGUGCUCCACACACAGGGAGUGGGGCCAUGGGACAGGUCUCCUCUGCCACCAGGAGUGGCCCCCUCACUUCAUCUUCACCAAUGGCUGCUGCCCCCUCCCUUGUAGUCCGUGAUUCAAUAGGUGCUUCUUCUCAGGCAAGAACCUCAAAGAAAGAUGAAAAGAUGAUUAACAAGAGACAUCCGAUAAGCUCAUCCCCCUUGGAAAGAUGAGAAGGUGAACCUAAAAGGCUAGAAAUCAGAGGGGAGCCUGGCCGAGCUCCCUCUACCCAGUGGUGCGUAUUGCUUAAUUAAAGUGAAAAUCUCCAUUGAUCAUCAACUCAUUUUACCUGUAAAGGGAAGAACAGAAAGUGCUGGUUCACUCUCUAGUGUCUUUCCUCCUCCUUUUUGUUCUGCAUUGACUAAUUUACCAGAAUUCAUUGGAAGAAAGCACCAAAGAGUAUUAACAGAAGGAAAAGUAAGUUGCUAAAUACGCUGGUCACUCUCUAAAGCAGAAAAGGGACUGGAACCAAUUGUGCAUUUCAGCUGAUUUUUUGUUUAAAAACAGUAAAAGUGAAAAAAAAAAGAGGUGCCAAUGGUUUACAUCUUAACAAAACAUUUUGGGAAUGGAGCAAAGAAUUCGUAGACUUGUAUUCCUAUUUAUCUAUAUUAGAAAUAUUAUAUGAGCAAAUUUGCAGCUGUUGUGUAAAUACUGUAUAUUGCAGAAAUCAGUAUUAUUUUAAGAGAUGUGUUCUCAAAUGAUUGUUUACUAUAUUACAUUUCUGGAUGUUCUAGGUGCUUGUCAUUGAGUAUCACCUUAUUUGACAUUUAUGGGUUGAUUUUCAAAGCAAAAUAUUACAAAGAGGAAGGAUUGAAGCUAUUGACAAUACAAGGGGUUUUGUUUAAUCAACAGUAUGAUACCUAAAUUACAGAAAAAGAAAAAACAGAUAAGCUGCAUUACCCUCCAUCCUUUAAUAAAAAGAAAUGGGACUAUGGUCACAGGGUCCAGAGUCCAGUAAAUGAACCGUCCUAACAAAAACUGAAACCCUCUUACCAGGACCUUGAUAUGCACCACUGCAGUGUCCUAUGUUCUUGUGUUGUUUUUGUUUUCCGGUAGUUGACAUAUCCAAGAAAAAGCGUACUCAGUGUACUGUAAUAAUAACAAAGGAAUAUGUAUUGAGAUAAUUUGUAUGUUGGUAGCUGAGAACAGUAUCAUUGAACUAGAACUGAUGCUCAAGUACAGUAAGGCUUUGGAAGCAAGUUCAAAAAAGCAUUUGUCAAUGGUUGCAAUAUUUAUUGUCUGCAUGGUUCACAUACCCAAAUGUUCACAACCACAAUGCAUCUGACUGCAAUAAUGUGCUAGUAAUUUAUGUCAGUGGUCACCCUACUUACAGUGAAGCCAGAAAUGCUCUCUCCAGGGAGUAGAUGUAAAGUACUUGUAUAUAGAAUUAAGAACUGAAGAUAUUUAUUAAAAGUUGAACUUUUCUUGAUAGUAUUUUUAUGUACUAAAUAUUUACGCUAAUAUCAAUGACAUAUUUUGUUAAACUAGAGAGACAUAAUUAGAGAUGCAUGCUCUGUUCUGUGCCUAGAGGAGAAAUUUAAGCAAACUACAACAGCCAAAUCGAAGAGCUUAAACUGAACAAAUUUGAUGUUAUGCAAACCAUUUGCAUUUUUGAAGUAAUUGAAACAACGCUGAUUUGUUCCCCUUCAGUGAAACAAAAUCAUAUGAACUCAGCUAGCUUUUUAUGAAAUAGUGAACUAGAUAUAUUUGUUUUAAAGUAUGUGAAAAACAUACACACUUCAUGAAUUAUACUUCAAAGAAAAAAGAUGUAUGUCAGCAUAAUGUUUUUGAGGUCAGUUCCUGAAUUAUGAAGAUAUGUUAACCUUUCAAAGCACAGAAUGUGCAAGCACUUUUGCAUUUUAACCACGGUAAACAGCUUCACCUAUGGACUCUAUACCUCUAAGGAAUCGCUGCUACUUCAUGCAAGACUUUUGAAAGUCAAAUAAAUUAGGUGAAUUCCAGGUCAUAAAAUAAUCCCUGAGCCUCAAGUAGAAGUCAUUCCCCUUCCCAAGUUCUCCUGAAUGAAUUCUCUCUAGUUUGCUUGCAUGUGUGUACAUCUGGUCCACAAGGGAAUAUAGAGAAAGAUGGUCACCCACAUAAACCUCCCACAAAGAUGUACACAUUCGUAUACUUCUGACCUUCAAGCUUCAUUUUCUACUAAGCUAAAAAUUCUUUUUUUUUUUAUCAAAGUGUACACUACUGAUGCUGUUUGUUGUAUUGGGAGCACGUAGCAAUAAAAAUGUUAAAAUACA
Molecule: messenger RNA, 5697 nt
Organism: Artibeus jamaicensis (Jamaican fruit-eating bat)
Lineage: Eukaryota; Metazoa; Chordata; Mammalia; Chiroptera; Phyllostomidae
Gene: ADAMTS3
Product: ADAM metallopeptidase with thrombospondin type 1 motif 3
Exons: 22
Coding region: 4-3618 (1204 amino acids)
Biological process (GO): proteolysis; extracellular matrix organization
Cellular component (GO): extracellular matrix
Molecular function (GO): metalloendopeptidase activity
Source: RefSeq, a predicted model, not a curated record